Molecule: messenger RNA, 2630 nt
Organism: Daphnia magna
Lineage: Eukaryota; Metazoa; Arthropoda; Branchiopoda; Diplostraca; Daphniidae
Source: RefSeq, a predicted model, not a curated record
GCCAUUUCCUCAGCCCCUAACGCUUGAUGUUCAUCUAUAAAGUUUGUAAUUCUCAAUAAAGUUACUGAAAAACGUUUGAUUUAACAGAUUUAGUCUUUUAUCAUCAUGGGUCGAGGGAAUCGAUCCCAGCAAAACAAACGAGGUAAACGCAGUGCACCUGUCAGGAAUGAAAAUAGUGUUUUGUUACAUCAAUCAGUUAAUCCACCUGAUGCAGCACAAAUUGAUGAUGUUGCUGUCGCAGAACCUGCCACUGCGAAGGAAGCUUCAGUACCAGCUUCUACCAGCACUCAAUCUGUUCAGCGUGGGCAAACAGUUCAUUCAGAUACUGAGGUGAUGGGCCUUAAUGAGUUGGACACUUCUCGUGAUGACAGCAAUCUAUCUUCUUCAAGUCCCAGCAGAGAUCGAGAGAGUGACACAAGGAAUCCUGAAGAUGCUACUAGUGUCCAAUCUUUGAAAGAAUCUGAUGACAUCAAAAGGCUUUCCUACCCACCAUCCUUCUUCAAGUUUAUUGAGCCCUCGGCGAAAAAUGGAAGCUCCCUGUACGCUUGUCAAGUGAAAGAUUGUCCCAGAAUGGGAAAGACUCUAUCGGCGAUAAACAACUCUAGAGGAAACUUGCGGGCUCACAUCAAAACGGUUCAUAAGGAACAGCUGGAAAAGUUUAACACACUUUGUAAAGAAAUUGAUGCUACUAAGUUGAUGGGCGUCCAACCUCUUAGGGACCAUUCGGAUAAAAAGAUCGAGACAGAUCGUAAGCCAGCCUCCGUGCAGCAGGUCUUGUCUUUUCAAGGGUACCAAAAACUUGUCACACAGAAAAACCUGGAUGAAUUCAUUCCGGAAUACCUUUGUGACGCGGUUCUACCAGUCUAUCACACAGAGACAGAAGCCUUCCGGACUUACACCCGUAAAUUGCAACCUCGUCUUAAAGUCAGGAACCGUGCAUUCUACCGAAAGCAGAUCGCCAGUAUGUAUAUAAAGAAGAGAGCUGCUCUUAUGAACCAGUUGCGAGGCGCAUUGUGGAUUUGUACAACUGCCGAUGGAUGGACUUCUAGGCGGCGGGCGUUCAUCGGCAUCACUGCCCACUGGAUCGCUCCAAACCUGAAAAGGCGUUCCGUAUGCCUUGCCGUAAGACGCGUCAUAGGAAAGUGUGAUUUUGAAAUUAUUGCCAAGCUCCUAGAAGGUGUGUACGAAGAAUACGACAUCCUUCACAAAUUGACGGCAACGGUGACGGACAACGGAAGCAAUUUUGUGAAAGCAUUUCGUCUCUAUGGAUCCUCGUCUCUCCACUCCACCAUCGAGAGAUCCACUUCGACUCAAAAUCAAAAUGCGCCUCUAAGGGCAGCUUCAUUGGACGUUUUGAACGCGUCCACCUCUAGGACGACUCUGCAGCCAGUAAAUGUCAGGUCAAACAGGAUGGUGACCGGAGAAGACAACAUCGCCGCUCUUCUAGAAGAUGAGCUUUCUGAUUUUGAAGAGACCGAUGAUGAGAUCGAUUCGUUAUCUGAUCAUAACCAUGAUAAGGAAAAGGAGGAUCAAGGAGAAUCUGCAACGGAGCAAGAGAGUGAAUCCGAAAUUCAAGAAAAUACUGAUGCUGACAUGAAUCCAAUUUCCUUAACGGCAAUCCUAAAUAGUGGUAUUGACGCAACCAACAUUUACAUCCUACCACCUCAUCGUCGGUGUGCAUGCCACACAUUAAACCUGAUUUGCAAGUGUGACAUCUAUAAGGAUCUAGAACCGGCUCUCAAGAACCUAAUGGAGGCAACCGAUAAGAAACUGACUGCUAUCUGGAAUAAGCAAAAUCGAAGCUCUAAGGCUUCUGACACGAUCAUAGAGAGCCUUGGGAUGCUCUUUAUCAUUCAUAAUGAAACUCGUUGGAAUUCUUAUUUCAAUGCCAUGCAACGAGCCAAAUACUUCGUCACAAAGAAAAGGACCGAACUUAAAGCACUUUUUGAACAAUUCGGGAUUGCGUAUUUCCGCCCAGCCGAAGAGGAAUUCAUUCGUGAAUACGUCAAAGUGAUGGAGCCUAUAUCAGAAGCAUUGAAUGUUCUUCAAGCAGACGUCAACAUCUCUAUCGGUUAUUUACUUCCUACGCUUACCAUCCUUCUCAAUAAGAUGGAAAACCUGAAGGAGAAAGGCGGCAUCAAGCACUGCAAACCUCUCCUAAACACAAUGAUCGAAUCAGUAAAGCGAAGAUUUGCUGAAAGUUUGGCUGACGCAGAGUUGCACAUCGCCGCCAUGGUACAUCCUCUCUUCAAGGCAAAAUGGAUGCCGGAAGGCGAGGAGCGUGAUGCUAAAGUCCAAGGUAUUGUAGACGUCUUUCGAUCCUUCAAGAACGACCAAGUUGACUUGGAAAAUAGGAAGCAGUCUUAUUCAGCGGCCGAUGGUAUUCAAAGCGAGGAUUCGGACUACAGCCCGCAGAGAAAGAAGACCAAGAAAGAUUUCUUCAAAUAUUUUGACAAACACAGUACCAGCGGAAUCCAACGAGGUUGAUUUGUUCCUUGCCGACCAGUCUACAAAGAUAAGCAGCCUGAACAAAUACCCAACCAUUAAGGCCAUAUUUAUCAAGUACAAUGCUGCAUUUCCUUCCUCGGCCUCUGUCGAGCGCUUAUUCAGCGUUGCAGGAAGGAUUUUUA